This is a messenger RNA of Monoraphidium neglectum, 1095 nucleotides long. RefSeq names its product H/ACA ribonucleoprotein complex subunit 1. The transcript is spliced from 8 exons. Gene Ontology annotation, cellular component: box H/ACA snoRNP complex. Gene Ontology annotation, biological process: ribosome biogenesis; snoRNA guided rRNA pseudouridine synthesis. Lineage: Eukaryota; Viridiplantae; Chlorophyta; Chlorophyceae; Sphaeropleales; Selenastraceae. Gene Ontology annotation, molecular function: box H/ACA snoRNA binding. The record is from RefSeq and is a predicted model, not a curated record. Bases 1 to 1095 code for a protein of 364 amino acids.
AUGAGGCCUCCUCGCGGACGUGGCUUUGGCGGAAGAGAUGGCGGCAGGGGUGGCAGGGACGGUGGGAGGGGUGGUGGCCGCGGCUUUGGCGGGCGCGGCGGCGGGCGUGGCGGCGGCGGCUACGGCUACGACCAGGGGCCGCCGGAUUCCGUAGUGGAGGCGGGCUCGUUCAGCCACCCCUGCGAAGGCGAGGCUGUGUGCAAGCUCACCAAUGAGAAGGUGCCCUACUUCAACGCGCCCAUCUACCUGGAGAACAAGACACAGAUCGGCAAGGUGGAGGAGAUCCUGGGGGCCAUCAACAACGUGUACUUCACUGUGAAGAUGUCGGAGGGCGUCCAGGCGUCGUCCUACACAUCGGGCGACAAGUUCUUCAUAGACCCCAUGAAGCUGCUGCCAAUGGAGCGCUUCCUGCCGCAGCCAAAGGGCGCACCCGGCGCCGGCGGCCGUGGAGGGGUGGCGCGCGUGGCAGCUUUGGCGGCGGCAGGGGUGGCUUUGGCGGCAGGGGCGGCGGCCGCGGCGGCGGCGGUGGGUUCGGCGGCAGGGGCGGCGGCAGGGGCGGGUUUGGCGGCGGCCGUGGGGGUGGCUUUGGCGGGGGUCGCGGCGGUGGCUUUGGCGGCGGCAGGGGAGGCGGUAGGGGCGGGGGCCGCGGGCGGUACUGAAGACCAUCUGGCUGCCAGCGCCGCCCUGCGUGCGGCCUUCUCUUUUGUACUGCAGAUGAGGCCAGAUCUCCUGCGGUCCCUGCUCAACUUCAGCGGAUCCCCGCCCAAGGCCGGGGGCGGCGUCUUGCUGGGGGCGCGGAUCGUGGCCAGCGCUGGCGCAGACUCCCCGCAGCAGCGGCCAGUGUUCAAGCUCACCAGCAGCGGCCCAGAGAUGAGCCUUGACGACAUCAGGGACGCCUUUGAGGUCUGCUCCCUCAUCCCGUCGCCCGGCGAGCGCUCCCAGUGCUACUCGUGCUGGGGCAUCGACUCUGACCGCAUGGCGGCCUACUAUGAUCUCGUGCUCGACCUGGAGCGCUCCCUGGAGGGCGGGAUGGUGGCGCACCACAUGGCAGACCCGGACGAGUUUCAGUCUGUCAACACCUCCAUGGCCGAGUGA